GCUCGGCUGGAGAAUUCAAGAUGGAGUCCCUGAGUCGAGCUGGACAGGAGAUGAGCUUAGCGGCCCUGAAGCAGCACGAUCCCUACAUCACCAGCAUCGCAGACCUCACGGGCCAGGUUGCUCUGUACACCUUCUGCCCCAAAGCCAACCAGUGGGAGAAGACUGAUAUAGAAGGGACCUUAUUUGUAUAUCGAAGGUCAGCUUCACCUUACCAUGGUUUUACCAUUGUGAAUCGAUUGAAUAUGCACAAUCUUGUUGAACCAGUGAAUAAAGAUUUGGAAUUUCAGCUCCAUGAACCAUUUCUUCUGUAUAGAAAUGCAAGCUUGUCAAUAUAUAGUAUUUGGUUUUAUGACAAGAAUGACUGUCACCGCAUAGCCAAACUCAUGUCCGAGGUGGUAGAAGAGGAGACACGGCGCUCCCAGCUAGCUGCUCGGGAUAAGCAGAGUCCCAGCCAGGCCAACGGUUGCAGUGACCACAGGCCCAUCGACAUCCUAGAGAUGCUGAGCCGAGCCAAGGAUGAGUAUGAGCGGAAUCAAAUGGGUGACUCAAAUAUCUCUAGCCCUGGGCUACAGCCAAGUACUCAGCUCUCCAAUCUGGGAAGCACCGAGACUCUAGAAGAGACGCCAUCCGGGCCACAAGAUAAGGUUACAAGUAGAUGUCAGUGCUGCCUCACAUUUGAAGUGGAAUCUGAAUCGGGAGGAUUCCUUAAGCCUGCGCCAUCUGGACACAAACACCUGACGGUAGAAGAAUUAUUUGGAACCUCUCUGCCAAAGGAACAGCCAACAGUUGUGGGCCUGGAUUCAGAAGAAGUGGAGAAGCUGCCAGGAGAUGCUGCUCAGAGAGAACUCAGCUCAUUCCUACCAUUUUCCUUUGAGCAGCCGGGAGGGGCCUCUCAGUCAGAAAACCCGGGUGUCCAUCCUGCUGCCCACCACUCAGUCCAACCUGAAGUCACCACCCCGGUGCUAAUCACUCCUGCCUCCAUCUCACAGUCCAAUGAAAAGCAGGUCCCAAACUACACGAUCCCAUUGUGCCCUGGGCUCAGUCCCACUCUACCAGCAGAAGCUCCUACUGCACAGAUUCCCCCUGCCUUACCCCGAAACACCACCAUAAUGCAGGCGGUGAAGACCACGCCUAGACAGAGGUCUCCACUCCUGAGUCAGCCAGUCCCUGAGCUGAGCCAUGCCAGUCUAACUGCCAGCCAGAGCCCCUUCAGGGCCCCACUGAGCGUGACAAAUACCGCCUGUACAACCCUCCCAAGCGUUGAUCUUCUCCAGAAACUCAGGUUGACCCCACAGCAUGACCAAAUACAGACACAGUCACUUGGGAAGGGUGCAGUGGCACCGAGCUUUUCUCCAGCAGCUGGCCAGCUGGCCACACCUGAGAGCUUCAUAGAGCCUCCCCCUAAGACAGCAGCAGUGAGAGCCUCCACCUCCCUGAGCAACAUGGUGCUUGCUCCCCUUCAGUCUAUGCAGCAAAACCAGGAUCCUGAAGUCUUUGCCCAGCCAAAGGUGUUAUCCAGUGCCAUCCCAGUUGCAGGCCCCCCACUGGUUACAACAACAACCACUGCAGUGUCUUCGGUGCUGCUGUCCCCGAGUGUUUUCCAGCAGACAGUGACAAGGGCAGCAGACCUGGAGAGGAAGGCAAGCUCCCCUUCUCCUCUAACUGUCGGAACAUCAGAAAGUCAGAGAAAGCUUUCCAUUAUUCUCAGCAAGUCUCAGCUCCAGGAGACAUUAAUACACCUAAUAAAGAAUGACUCCAGCUUCCUCACUACACUUCAUGAAGUCUACUUGCAGGUUCUGACCAAGAACAAAGACAACCACAACCUAUGACUGGAGCAGAAACCAGCCUGAAGACAGAAUGUCAACCUCAGAAACAAAUAGGCCUCAUCAUGGGAACUUCUGAACAGAACAUUGAGUUUUGAGAAUCCUGAAAUUGAGCCUAUGAGAAAGAGACUCACUCCUUAAGAAUGUUUUCCAAGUGACGUUCUCAGUGAUAAUGGAGGUUUCACUGUGAAGCAUCACCAGCAGACCUUUGUUUUGACACAAAAAAAAAAAAGUGACCAUUGUGUAAGUUGUGUGGGUGUUUUCAUCAGCUGUGAGCACGUGUGAAAUAAGGAGUCUGAUUGUCAGCUGCUUUCACUUUCAAGGUCUUAGGAGCAGUGUCACCAGCCUUGCAGCAGUCAGAGUUAACCCAGCCCAUAUUCCUUCCCUCCUCUUUCCCCCAGAAACUUGAGCAUUAGGCUGAGAGUCCAGUUCUGAACAGAGCAGACGUUAGCUCUGCAUCAUCGCUUCAUGUUGUAAGGAUCAGAGUUUCAAUUGGCAAGUGAGGACUGAUUUGUUCAAGUGAAGUAUAUUUUAUAUGAGUGCCCCGUUGGGCCUUUAUAAAGUUCUGAAAGUUGUGUUUUAAGGUCCUCAGUGCUGACAUGUAGCAGGCUCCCAGGGUGCCGUUGGGCCCUGCGGUGUUGUAGGAGCAGGCAGGUCACACUUCUGAAGCAAAGGCUGGGCGAGUGAGGCUCAAAUUCUACCAGAAAUCUCCACUUUACGUUAAACUCUCCAGUGGUUUUGGAAAUGUUGUGUUUGUGUGUGAAGCAUAGCCUUAUUUCCUUUUCUGUGUAAACACAGAAGUCAUUGUUGAUUGUUUUCCUUAACACUUUGACAAAGGACCAGUGGACCAAUCUGACAAAGCCAUUCUGGUUCCAUUCCUCGAGUCUACUGAGAAUAAUCGUGAAGCUAUGCAGAUAAGGGAGCUGUUAUUCACAUUGCCCUUACUUUAUUGUAGUAGAUGGAGUUCAAACAAACUGAAAUUCAGAACUUUACCAAUGUAUUCCUAGGCUGCGAGUGCUUCUGCAGCCCAAAGUGUGAAAAUAUGUAAAGAUGCUUUGUUAUGCUGCUAUUAAUCUGCCAUGAUUUAUAUUUAUUCUUUUAUGGCAUGUAAUGGUGAUUAGUAAUAUUUUAAUGUAGAUUUUGAUUUAUUUCAGCAAUAGUAAUUUUAAGAUAUUCUUUGAAUGAAAGUGUCCUCGUUUCUAUGAUACAGGUCAUUUUGUAGUAUUUAACCAAUUAAGAUGCACUGCUUACUUUUCUGAGCACUAUUUAAUGAUUGGGUAAAAACCCAAGUGGCUCAACCAGCUAGCAUAAGGGUUAGCUGUGAAUAAUGCUAACAAGUGUGCUGGUUCCUCGGGAACAGGCGUUUAAGCUUUAAUGGUAACUCAAUCAUAAGGUCAUAGGUGUUUUUUUCCUAGCUGAGAUUUUUAGAAAAUUACCUGUGAAUUACAUACUUGUCUUAGUUUGGUCUUAGUUUUUUAGCAUAAAGAAUGCUUUG
This is a messenger RNA of Miniopterus natalensis, 3318 nucleotides long. It is a transcript of the gene DCP1A, whose product is annotated as decapping mRNA 1A. Gene Ontology annotation, cellular component: P-body. Gene Ontology annotation, biological process: deadenylation-independent decapping of nuclear-transcribed mRNA; deadenylation-dependent decapping of nuclear-transcribed mRNA; positive regulation of catalytic activity. The record is from RefSeq and is a predicted model, not a curated record. Lineage: Eukaryota; Metazoa; Chordata; Mammalia; Chiroptera; Miniopteridae. Gene Ontology annotation, molecular function: enzyme activator activity; mRNA binding.